Monomorium pharaonis (pharaoh ant) is the source of this 2129-nucleotide messenger RNA. It is a transcript of the gene RpII15, whose product is annotated as DNA-directed RNA polymerase II subunit RPB9. Gene Ontology annotation, molecular function: nucleic acid binding; DNA-directed RNA polymerase activity; zinc ion binding. The coding region runs from base 1419 to 1811 and encodes 130 amino acids. NCBI's taxonomy places the organism in Eukaryota, Metazoa, Arthropoda, Insecta, Hymenoptera, Formicidae. Gene Ontology annotation, cellular component: RNA polymerase II, core complex. The record is from RefSeq and is a predicted model, not a curated record. Gene Ontology annotation, biological process: maintenance of transcriptional fidelity during transcription elongation by RNA polymerase II; transcription-coupled nucleotide-excision repair; transcription initiation at RNA polymerase II promoter. The transcript is spliced from 3 exons.
GGAUGGACAGGAAUGCGCGCUCGUUUCAUCCCGCGGGAGAGAGAACGAGAAAGGGCGAGACGGGGAGGGAAGAGCCGCGUUGAACGCAACUUAUAUUUUGUAGUCCUGGCCUAUCCAAAUAAACUUGCACAGCAAGCUGCAUAAAAAAUUAUUCAUUUUGUUAAAACGGGCAUAAAACGUGGAUAAUUUUAUUUGUGCAAUUAAGCCAAUUAAAGUUCUCAGUAGACUCGUUCUGUUUUUUUCUAAUUCUUGAUCACCUAAGUGGAGUCGAGUCUAAAGUUGAAUGUAUAAAUGUAUCUCAGGAGAUAAUUGGAAUAAUAUAUAUGCGAGAAAUACUUUUAUGUGCGAUAAAAACCCAAGAGAAAUCUGCAAAAACGUAAUAAUAGAUUUCUCCCGUUCAGGCAUCGCGCAACAAAAAUCUUGCAUUUUUCAUUGCAAAAAUUAAUUUUAUUGCGAAAUUGGUAAGAUUAUUUUUCCUGAUUGGCUGUGAGUUUUACAUUCGUUCUUUAUAACAAUAUGUUACACCUUCUGCACUCGGUAUGAAGUGGAUAACGUCGUAUAUUUAAACAUUGGGGAAGGAAGAAAAGAACGAAAAAGUGUAAAAAGUUCCGCAGAGAACAAACCCUUUGUCCAAUCUUCUCUACACGGAUUUUUCGAUAGAUGUCAGGAAGUGCAACAGAUAGUGUGCUUGUAUUCAGAAAGCUCUUAUAAAAAUGUUAACGCACUUUUUCCAUAUUGUUCAUCAUUGAUCAUUAGCCGUAAGGGAAUAGAAUAUAUGAAUGUCUGAACACGGGCCUUGAAUUAUUGCGCUUCCGAUUGGACAAGUGUACUAAUUAAAAAUACCAAUGAUCACUAUUCAUCAGUAAUAAGCGCGUUUUGCAAUUAGUUUUAUAGAUAAACAGAAAUUUAGAACCCAGUAGAUUUUUACAAACUUUAUUAUUCACAAGGAAAAUAUAAAACAAUGAAUUGCACCAGUAAUAUUAUGGAUUAUUAAAUAAAAAAAAGCUUUUUUCUGCUUAAUUCCAAUUAGAGCUGAAAGAAUUUGAAAUUAUAGUUAUAUAAAAAAAAUUAUGACUAUAAUUAUUUAUAAAAUUGUAAUAUAUUUCGCACAUUCGAGAAUUUUGAAACCACUGACAAACUCCAAUCGUAUGGAGUUAAAACUCCAAUUUUGACAUCGAUAAUUCCAGUUUGAAGUUUUUUUCUUUUCAUACGGCGCUGCAUUUGUAGGUAAGUUAGAUCUCCGUAUCGCGUGGCCUUUAGUUUCUCGUACCGGCAGAUGACGACUGACGACAGCGCCAUGCGCUUUCCCCGUUUAUUAUUGUUGAUGUUUCACGUUGGCUGACGUUCGAAUUCGCCGGUGAUCUCGACGAAUUUUUCGCGGAUACUCCGAUCGAGGUGAACCAAUUGGACGCGUAAUUAUGUCGAAAAUAACGGGUUACGACACGCACGACGACGGCCCAGGAUUCGUGGGCAUCAGAUUUUGCCAGGAAUGUAAUAACAUGUUGUAUCCGAAGGAGGACAAGGAGAACAAAGUGCUCAUGUACGCGUGCAGAAAUUGCGAUUUUAAGCAACUGGCGGACAGCAAUUGCAUCUACGUGAACAAAAUCAUGCACGAGAUAGACGAGCUGACACAUAUCGUCGCCGACGUGAUAUCGGAUCCUACGCUGCCGCGAACCGAGGAACACCCAUGCCCAAAGUGCAAUCACAGAGAAGCGGUAUUCUUCCAGGCGCAGACUAGACGAGCUGAGGAGGAAAUGAGAUUGUAUUAUGUGUGUACGAAUCAGCACUGCUGCCACAGAUGGACGGAGUGAGGGACGUCCGGCAUACCUAUGUUCUUCUACUCGCUAUUUGUAACUUAAUUCUUGCGUUUAGUUUUCUUUUAAGACCCAUUGGCACCAAUGUAUCGUGAUUCAAAACUCGGUUUAGCUUAUUCUCUCUAUCUUUUCCUAAAUCUUAGAAUUAGAAAAAGAUAAAAAGUUAAACCAAAUUUAAAGUUAAGCUACAUUUUGUGCAAGCAUUGGGUCCAAGCUGUACAGAGAGUUGUAUGUGUGUACUUGGAGGGGAUGCAUUGUAACGUGUAACAUGAAUAAAAAUUGUAAUAUGUAAUAAAAAAAAUUAAUAAUGAAGAG